AUGUGGUGUGUAGCAUUAGUCCGAGCAUUCACAAUGCUUUAUCUUUUCAUUGUUUCUCUUUUCAUAAGCUCAAAGGCUCACCACCUUGCUCAUGAACGGCGAGCUUGUAAAACAGAAAACAUGUUAUAUAUUCCUGACGAAUUUGAUUACUAUGAAGAACCAGUUGAACUAUUGUUUGAUUCUGGAAUGAGUUUGAAUCAUGUUCCUGUGACAAGAAUUUUGGAAGAAGAGUGUGGAUUGAGAGAUAGAACCUUUCUGAUAAAUAGAGAAAAAAGAUCACCAAUUGGUAAACAAGUUUUUCGACUUGCCAAAUAUUUCCAUAAUUUCUACGAAAGAAGCAAAAAAACGCUAAGUCCGGAACUCUUGAAAGGAAUUGCCAAAGCAAUGGAAAAACUAGAACAUGUAAAAACUCCGAUGGAAAAAACAAAGUCAUUGAUUGGAAAAUUCUUUAAUGAAAUGUGGAAGGAUGUGGGCAAAUUGAGAGAAGAAGUAAAAUACGAUCAUCUUGAGGAGCUACUAGAACAAACCCUUCGAACAAGUCUUCAACUUUUGAUACGAAAUGAAGAACUCUCAGAAAUCAUUCUCAACCAUCCAAUUAUUUUAUCUAAAAUUAAACGACGAAUUCCAAUUGACAACUCCAAACUUCUAUCGAUCAUAACUGUUAAAGAAGUAUUUUGUCACCCAUUUUAUCGAGAUUCAAAAGUUGCGAUUUUUCUCAAGCUGAAAAUUCCAAAAGUGAAGAAAGUGAAAAUUGAAAAAGUGAGCAUUUUCUUGAGAAAACAACAACUUUAUUCCUCAUUUUUUGUGUGACGACAUUGGAACUAUCAAUGGAAAUUUUUAUGAGUACUACGAUUUGCCAACAGCGACAUUUAAGCAUCAUGGUAUCAACUUCAAAGUGGAAAUUGAAAGGUGUUUUUCAGAGAAUUCGAUUUUCUGCCCACCGGGAUCUGUACGACCAACACGCUGCUCUGUUGAAAGAUUGCAUAGAUGUGAAUUAAUCAAAGAAAACCUGAAAAUAAAAUUUGUACGGGAGCUGCAUCUAGGCUUCGCUGUGUAUGGAGAAUUCAUGCAACAUAUCACCAAAAAAAGCGAUGUCGAGUAUUCCGGAUUCACAGACCCAUAUCAAUUGUACCAUGUAGUUCCACAAUCAAAUGAAAUAAUUUCGAUUGGAAACUAUGAGCUCCAACAAAAGACUGAUUACAAAGAUACAGUCAUUAGGCAUAUCUGA
Molecule: messenger RNA, 1228 nt
Organism: Caenorhabditis elegans
Lineage: Eukaryota; Metazoa; Nematoda; Chromadorea; Rhabditida; Rhabditidae
Source: the annotation of a RefSeq genome assembly